AUGAAUAUGCUCAUUCUCGAUCAACCACAUAUGGAUUAUUCCCAACCACAACAAACAUCAGCAUAUAAUGCACCUGCAAUUUAUCUUCAAGACUUUCGUUCUGAACCUUGUCAAGUAUGCGGUGAAAAUGCUAGUGGAUGGCAUUGUGGAUCGAUAACAUGUGAAGCAUGUAAAAAGUUCUUCCUUCGAUCAGUCAAUGAAGAAUAUCGAAAAUAUAAAUGUAUAAGAGACAAGAAAUGUAUUAUUACACGUACUACACGAACCCAAUGUCAAUAUUGUCGUUAUAUGAAAUGUAUUGAAGUUGGGAUGAAAUUAUCGGAAGGAGCGCCGAAUCCAAAAAUCGAGGAGAUUUUUAAGUUAGUACCAUGUGCUGUAUGCCAAAGGCCAUCAUCUGGAAUUCAUUUUGGUGCUACAACAUGUGAAGGUUGUAAGGGUUUCUUUCGUCGUACUAUUAAAGAACGUACACCACAACGUUACAAAUGCCCUGAAAAUUACAAUUGUGAAGUGAACAGCUCGACACGAAGUGCAUGUCGUGCAUGUCGGUUUCAAAAAUGUCUUGCAGCAGGAAUGUCAAUCGAAGGUUCUCGUAUUGGGCGACAAUCAAAUUUAUUCAAGCAUAAAAUGGUCGAAUUACAACGGCGAGGGCUGAUUCGAUCACAAAUACGUAAUAUUAUUGCAACAAAUACAAAUAAUUAUCAUUUAAAUUCAUCCAAUCGUACGAAUAAUCAUUCAGCAAGAAAAAAGAAUACAGGCAAUGCGAUACAUAACACUCCAGAUCUAACAUCAUAUGUUGAACCAACUGUUGGUCUAUGCCUAGAAGAUAAACUGGAAUCGUACAUGUUUCAACAGAUCGUACAAAUCGAAGAUGCUUAUAUGAAUUGUUUAAAAGAUCUUCCAUUUUGUUCGAAUGAAACAAAUGAUUUAUGGUUUUCAUGUGAAUCUCAAUUAAAUGAAUACACAGCAAGAGUUGGCGAUUUUGCUUUAAGAAUUCCCGAGUUUUGUUCGCUUACCGCUGAUGAUAAAACUCUACUUAUUCACUCAUCAACACAUUCAGUUAUCGUUGCAUGUCUUUGUUUUCAGGCAUCUCGAUUUCGUUCAUUAACCAAUGAUUCACAAUGGAAUUAUUUAAAUAUUCUAACAAAUUGUUCAUUUGGUCAAAGUUUACAACAAAAUUUUCCAUUCUUUUUUGAUUUAAAUCAAAUAACAUAUUCAUUUGAACGGGAAAUUCAACUAUUAGAACUCGACGAUAGAGAAAUAGCUUUGAUGAUUGUUUUGCUUAUUGCUUCCAUUGCAAAUAGUAAACUAAAUGAGACUGAAAAAAUAGAAAAAAUACAAGAAGAUUUCUUCUGUGCUCUAUAUGAUUAUAUGUCUGCUAAACGUGGUAUUGAUAGUAAAGAUUAUUUUAUUUUAACAAUUCAAAUUCCAUUAAUUCAUCGUAUUAAUAGUAUUAUAUCAACAAAUAUAGUAAAUUUUAAAUGUUCAUUAUCUUACAAUGCAACAGCUACGUAA
This is a messenger RNA of Rotaria socialis, 1509 nucleotides long. The record is from the annotation of a GenBank genome assembly. NCBI's taxonomy places the organism in Eukaryota, Metazoa, Rotifera, Eurotatoria, Philodinida, Philodinidae.